Linum trigynum is the source of this 783-nucleotide messenger RNA. The record is from the annotation of a GenBank genome assembly. Lineage: Eukaryota; Viridiplantae; Streptophyta; Magnoliopsida; Malpighiales; Linaceae.
AUGUCUCCGGAUACUAUAAGGAAUGUCAUUGGUAUCAUUGGAAACGUCAUCUCCUUCGGCUUGUUUCUAUCUCCUUUGCCGACGUUCGUCCAAAUAUGGAAGAAACGUUCGGUGGAGCAGUUCAAACCCGACCCGUACUUGACAUCAGCGGUGAACUGCAUGGCGUGGGUGGUUUACGGGCUGCCCAUGAUCAACCCGAACGGGCUCCUGGUCCUGACCACCAACGGGGUCGGCACCUUCAUCUCCUUCAUCUACAUAGCCAUCUUCGUCCUCUACUCCUCCGACAACAAAAAACGGGUCAAGAUCUUGACCAUCCUCCUCGUCGAGAUUUGCUUCAUUGUUCUCCUCCUCCUCCUGGUCGUCUUCCUGGUUCCCACCGUCUCCAAACGAACCUUGAUCGUCGGAGUUGUCGCCGUCGUGCUGUGCGUCAUCAACUAUGGUGCUCCUCUGUCUGUCUUGAAAAUGGUGAUUGAGACGAGGAGCGUGGAGUACAUGCCGUUUUUCCUGUCCUUGGCUUGCUUUGCCAAUGGUGCUAUUUGGACUGCUUAUGCUCUCAUCCGGAUCGAAAUCUUCCUCGUGAUUCCGAACGGGAGUGGCGCGUUGCUGGGACUGGUGCAGCUGAUUCUGUAUGCCACUUUCUACAAGUCCACGCAGAGGCAGAUAGCAGAGAGGCGAGCAGCUGAAGGGAAGGGCGCAGAGGUCGAUCUGUCGGAGGUUGUCGUGGACAGAGAUUCUGCAGCUAAGAAAACGAACAAGGUUCCCAACAGCCAUGGCAGGUCUUAA